UGGUUUGUGCUUAUUAUAUUAAGUAUUCAUUUUUAGCAUUUGUGAUCAGAUUACAGAACAGUCAUUACUCUUGCUUUUCAAAUUGAUUUGGUUUUCAAACUCCAAAACUCUGUGAUGAUUUUUACAAAUUGGUUUACAUUUUGACAGAACAGAGUUAAGUUAAUUAAUAGAUCAGGCACGAAAAAUCAUCCACAGUAGGGUAUAUUUUCUGGUAAAAUGAAAGUUAUGUUUCAGCAUGAUGAGCAUCAGGCUUCAGUAAUCUGUUCCUCGUGUGGAAUGAACACUUCCUACUUCGAGCUAGCAGGCACCUACUGUUUAUUUACGCUGCAUUAAACUGACAGUGCAGCAAUCAGAGGAAAAAUAUUACUUGCCUUCCUGAAGUAAAUACCAGUUUAUAGGUUAGUGCACGUAUUUAUAUUCCUGUUACCACUAAAUAACGGCUCUGUCUCCUUUUUAAUAUCUACCUGUGCUAUAAUCCAGGGCUUCAGACUCUUCCUGGUUGGGGAUAGGGGUCCAGAGGAGUUUUUCUUAUCAUUUCCCUAUGGCAAAAUUUUAAAGACAAGUAAUUUCAUCUUCUCAUUUCUGUCAUGUGAGAACCAGUUGAAAGAAAUGUUAUGCACUUUUACUUUGCAUACCUCAACUAUAACAUCAAAACCCCAAAAGAAUCUGCAUGCCACUUAAAAUAGUCAUCUUAAAGCAACCUCAGGAUAAAUAUGUUCAAACACAUUCAAAUGUGUUUUGCUAAAUUAACUUUCUACAAAGUUCCAAAAAGAUUAAACUAUUUGAUUCCUCAGAUAAUAACUUCAAUAAAGUGUCUCCUCUUCCAAGUCUUAGAUGGAAUGUUUGAGUUUUUAAUGGAGUUCUGAAAAUAUGAAUAUAAAGUGGGGCUCAUUGAUUGAUUUAUUGAUUGACUCGCUAAGCUUUUCUCUGAAAAUAUUCUUACCUCCUUCAUUUGACUUCUUGUUAAUCUGCCAUCCUUAAAAUAAGGGAGAUUUCUACUUUGUUGUAAUACUAAAUGUGUUCGUUGUUUUUCUUUUACAUUAAAAAUCCUUUCUCUUUCAAGACGCCUUUGAAACAUCAAAAUACUAUUAAAGUUGAAUUCCAGAACUCACAAUUAACUUGAGAAAAGGCUUAUUUUCACUUAAGUUAUCUAAGAAGCGGUUACACUUAACUGUCUAUACACAGUUAUCAAUACCUAGUCACAUAUUCCACUGACAUCAGGGUAGAAUAUGGUCUUAAUAACAACAUAUAAAUCAAAUCUGUUACACAAGGUUCUUCUCCUUCACUAUACUGAAGAAAAAGUGUCUACUAUAGUAAUUUAUAUAUCAUUCCUAAAUGCUGUUCUCAAUGGUAAGUCUAUUUAAACUUCAUGUCUUCAUAGAGUGUGAUCAACACAUUAACACACAUUAUUUCAUACUUUUGAACUUACGCCAAUGGUAUCUUUUGCUGUUUAUUUUUUUAAGUCUUUUUUAAGAUUAGAUAUUUCAGAGUAAAUAGAUACAGAUUGUGUGUAUAUAUAUUCAGGGUGAGAUUUAGUAGGGUAGCAUUUCUCCAACAUAUUGGCCUAUCUUUAUGCUUUCAAGUUAUUUUGUAUCACUUCUACAGUUGUUGCAGUUUGAAAGUUCAUAAUCGAAAUUCUAAUAACCUCUUUCAAUGGACUUUCAAGGAUGUAAUUCAGUUUAUGCGGUGAUGUAGUUUAGUUACAAGAGAUGAAAAUUAGUUAACUGGUACCUCAGGAUUUAUGUCCCUGGUUUCUGCUGAAAUUUAUUCAGUCCAGUUAUUUGACAUUUGGUAGAGAAGUGGCUUGUAAUCAAAAAUUAAGAGUUGGUUCAGUUUCCAGUGGAGGAAAGAUUUUGCUGGAUAAAACAUUUAACUGUGCAAUAUUUUAUUACACUCAUCACUCAUUUUAGAGCCUGCUUAUUGUUGCACACAUUUUUGAAUACCUAGGGGUGCAGGUCCCCAGAUGAGGCUGAAAUGCUUGCAGAAGAAGCAGAUGUCAGGCUGCACCUGGCUGUGCCUUUACUAGUACCUAUGUGGACUUAAGCUGCCCCCCCGCACCCCUUUCCCCCCAGGUGUGCAGGAAGUAGAGGGCGUUAUACUGGGUGAAGUGGGUGGACUCUACCCAGAGCUAUGACCUGAUUUGUGACGCACCCUCAGAACUGCAGUAAUGGUCCAGCUGCUUCACAGGCAACUGGUAACCACCUCAUUUGGGGAUGUUUCUGCCUUGCUAGCAGUGCCAGAGAGAACUUCAUCAUUGUCACCUCAUCAAAGACUACUUUUUCAGCCAUCUCCUGUAGGGCUAGAUUCGGAGAGCAGCUUCUGAUAUUUGGAGGGUGAUCUUUAGACAGUGACUGAGUAUGGAUCAUUUGAACGAGGCAACUCAGGGGAAAGAACAUUCAGAAAUGUCUAACAAUGUGAGUGAUCCGAAGGGUCCACCAGCCAAGAUUGCACGCCUGGAGCAGAACGGGAGCCCGCUAGGAAGAGGAAGGCUUGGGAGUACAGGUGCAAAAAUGCAGGGAGUGCCUUUAAAACACUCGGGCCAUCUGAUGAAAACCAACCUUAGGAAAGGAACCAUGCUGCCAGUUUUCUGUGUGGUGGAACAUUAUGAAAACGCCAUUGAAUAUGAUUGCAAGGAGGAGCAUGCAGAAUUUGUGCUGGUGAGAAAGGAUAUGCUUUUCAACCAGCUGAUCGAAAUGGCAUUGCUGUCUCUAGGUUAUUCACAUAGCUCUGCUGCCCAGGCCAAAGGGCUAAUCCAGGUUGGAAAGUGGAAUCCAGUUCCACUGUCUUACGUGACAGAUGCCCCUGAUGCUACAGUAGCAGAUAUGCUUCAAGAUGUGUAUCAUGUGGUCACAUUGAAAAUUCAGUUACACAGUUGCCCCAAACUAGAAGACUUGCCUCCCGAACAAUGGUCGCACACCACAGUGAGGAAUGCUCUGAAGGACUUACUGAAAGAUAUGAAUCAGAGUUCGUUGGCCAAGGAGUGCCCCCUUUCACAGAGUAUGAUUUCUUCCAUUGUGAACAGUACUUACUAUGCAAAUGUCUCAGCAGCAAAAUGUCAAGAAUUUGGAAGGUGGUACAAACAUUUCAAGAAGACAAAAGAUAUGAUGGUUGAAAUGGAUAGUCUUUCUGAGCUAUCCCAGCAAGGCGCCAAUCAUGUCAAUUUUGGCCAGCAACCAGUUCCAGGGAACACAGCCGAGCAGCCUCCAUCCCCUGCGCAGCUCUCCCAUGGCAGCCAGCCCUCUGUCCGGACACCUCUUCCAAACCUGCACCCUGGGCUCGUAUCAACGCCUAUCAGUCCUCAAUUGGUCAACCAGCAGCUGGUGAUGGCUCAGCUGCUGAACCAGCAGUAUGCAGUGAAUAGACUUCUAGCCCAGCAGUCCUUAAACCAACAAUACUUGAACCACCCUCCCCCUGUCAGUAGAUCUAUGAAUAAGCCUUUGGAGCAACAGGUUUCGACCAACACAGAGGUGUCUUCCGAAAUCUACCAGUGGGUACGCGAUGAACUGAAACGAGCAGGAAUCUCCCAGGCGGUAUUUGCACGUGUGGCUUUUAACAGAACUCAGGGCUUGCUUUCAGAAAUCCUCCGAAAGGAAGAGGACCCCAAGACAGCAUCCCAGUCUUUGCUGGUAAACCUUCGGGCUAUGCAGAAUUUCUUGCAGUUACCGGAAGCUGAAAGAGACCGAAUAUACCAGGACGAAAGGGAAAGGAGCUUGAAUGCUGCCUCGGCCAUGGGUCCUGCCCCCCUGAUAAGCACACCACCCAGCCGUCCUCCCCAGGUGAAAACAGCUACUAUUGCCACUGAGAGGAAUGGGAAACCAGAGAACAAUACCAUGAACAUUAAUGCUUCCAUUUAUGAUGAGAUUCAGCAGGAAAUGAAGCGCGCUAAAGUGUCUCAAGCACUGUUUGCAAAGGUUGCAGCAACCAAAAGCCAGGGAUGGUUGUGCGAGCUGUUACGCUGGAAAGAAGAUCCUUCUCCAGAAAACAGAACCCUGUGGGAGAACCUCUCCAUGAUCCGAAGGUUCCUCAGUCUUCCUCAGCCAGAACGUGAUGCCAUUUAUGAACAGGAGAGCAAUGCGGUGCAUCACCAUGGCGACAGGCCGCCCCACAUUAUCCAUGUUCCAGCAGAGCAGAUUCAGCAACAGCAGCAGCAACAGCAACAGCAGCAGCAGCAGCAGCAGGCACCGCCGCCUCCACAGCCACAGCAGCAGCCACAGGCAGGCCCUCGGCUUCCCCCACGGCAACCCACGGUGGCCUCUCCAGCAGAGUCGGAUGAGGAAAACCGACAGAAGACCCGGCCACGAACAAAAAUUUCAGUGGAAGCCUUGGGAAUCCUCCAGAGUUUCAUACAAGACGUAGGCCUGUACCCUGACGAAGAGGCCAUCCAGACUUUGUCUGCCCAGCUCGACCUUCCCAAGUACACCAUCAUCAAGUUCUUUCAGAACCAGCGGUACUAUCUCAAGCACCAUGGCAAACUGAAGGACAAUUCCGGUUUAGAGGUCGAUGUGGCAGAAUAUAAAGAAGAGGAGCUGCUCAAGGAUUUGGAAGAGAGUGUCCAAGAUAAAAAUACUAACACCCUUUUUUCAGUGAAACUAGAAGAAGAGCUGUCAGUGGAAGGAAACACAGACAUUAAUGCUGAUUUGAAAGACUGAGAUAAAAGUAUUUGUUUCGUUCAACAGUGCCACUGGUAUUUACUAACAAAAUGAAAAGUCCACCUUGUCUUCUCUCAGAAUACCUUUGUUGUUCAUUGUUUGGCCAAUGAAUCUUCAAAAACUUGCACAAACAGAAAAGUUGGAAAAGGAUAAUACAGACUGCACUAAAUGUUUUACUCUGUUUUACAAACUGCUUGGCAGCCCCAGGUGAAGCAUCCAGGAUUGUUUGGUAUUAAAAUUUGUGUUCACGGGAUGCACCAAAGUGUGUAUCCCGUAAGCAUGAAACCAGUGAUUUUUUUUUUUUUUUUUUAGUUCUUAUUCUGGAGCCUCAAACAAGCAUUAUACCUUCUGUGAUUAUGAUUUCCUCUCCUAUAAUUAUUUCUGUAGCACUCCACACUGAUCUUUGGAAACUCGCCCCUUAUUUAAAAAAAAAAAAAAGAAAAAAAAGAGUUUGUUACUCUAUUGUAUGUUACAAAAGAACUAUAGACUGUGGAAUGCAGUUUAAAGAUGACAUAUGCCAACAAAUGCCUUGUAUUAUAUGGCACUGCCGUAAUUCAAAUUUGUUUUUAUUUUGGAAAUAAAAGUUCACUGUAAUUUUUUUUCAUUUUCAUUGUUACAUGAUUUUUUAAAAAAAGGAAAAGAAAAUGUGAAACACAAUUUAGUCCUCUAUUUAUUUGUAGAUCUGCAGCAUCAUGUUGUAAUUAAUUUUUUGGAAGUUUCCGUUAAAUGUAAUAUUGCUUCUCUUGUUACCAUACUGAUUCUUUUCUAUUUAUAAAUGUAUUUUGAUGGGCAGUAAAACAAAGUGUCUUAAAAGUUUUAAAUAGAGAAAAUGUGCUUUACACAGUUGCCUAUAAAAAGUGCUCUAUGUUAUCCAAGCAAUUCAUACUAUAAGCUUCACUCUUAUUGUUGUAUGCAAUUUUUACUAUCAUGCAAAUAAGCUUAGGUAAAUAAAACUAAUAGAUCACGUUAGAAAAUUAUGCAAUUAAUGUGAAAAUAAUUGAUGUUUGCAAUGUGUCUUCCUUUGGUUUACAAUCAAUUUUAAAGCUACAUCUGUAUAAAAUUUCUGUAUAAAGGUGUAUUUCUUUUUUAUGAGUUUAUGGCUAUGAAAACACCAGCUAUUUUGUUACAGCUGGCUGUUUUUAUAAGUGUAUCACAAUUUUCUUUAUGCAGAAAUGUUCUGACUAGGAGUGGUUAUUGACUGUAACUACACAAUUAAAAUUGUUUGUAUCAUAUGA
Molecule: messenger RNA, 5884 nt
Organism: Pongo pygmaeus (Bornean orangutan)
Lineage: Eukaryota; Metazoa; Chordata; Mammalia; Primates; Hominidae
Gene: SATB1
Product: SATB homeobox 1
Exons: 11
Coding region: 2358-4649 (763 amino acids)
Biological process (GO): chromatin remodeling; regulation of transcription by RNA polymerase II
Molecular function (GO): DNA-binding transcription factor activity, RNA polymerase II-specific; RNA polymerase II cis-regulatory region sequence-specific DNA binding
Source: RefSeq, a predicted model, not a curated record